Physella acuta is the source of this 1224-nucleotide messenger RNA. RefSeq lists its product as uncharacterized. The record is from RefSeq and is a predicted model, not a curated record. NCBI's taxonomy places the organism in Eukaryota, Metazoa, Mollusca, Gastropoda, Physidae. Gene Ontology annotation, molecular function: GTP binding.
GAACAGUUGUAUUUCCAUCAUCUUGUCCACGAACAACAUUUAAAGUGAUAUUAAUGAGAACAUCCAUUUAAAUUUUAAAAAUUCGAUCGGCCAGAGGUUUACAUGUAGGCGGUGGGUUGAAAGGACAUCAUUUUAAACUGUAAAAGCUCUCUUACUUUGCAACAUGUAUAGACAGAUACGAUGAUUUGAAGGGAGGUGAUUUUGAUCAAAAUGGGAAGAACCCUUUAGCCAUGUUAAUGAAGAGGAAUGUGAAUAUAUUGCUUUGAGAAGAUACAUCUUGUUGUGUACGAGAAGCUGAAAAGGGUUCUUCAAAAAUGAAACGAGGCAAGUGUGGCCCAGACGAGCACGGAUUAGGUGGAGAAUCCACAAAAUGUAGUCUCAGUCCAAAUAGAUGCCGUAUGGGAGAUAGCAGUCCUGAGGCUUACAUGGCUGUUGGCGGAAGUCCAGAUUCGUACUAUGUAAUGGUCGAUCCAGAAAAGAAAAUUUUCAUUAAGCGGCAUCUUACCGUAUGCUCUGCUUCAUCAUCAAAUGAAAUCGACAAUUGCUUGACUAGUUCAAUCAAUGCAAAUUCAGGUGGCAAGACAAUAACUAGCAGGGCAUAUACUGUAAGGCACGAAGAUAACCUAAGGAAAAAUAUGAAUAUACACCCUAGUAUGGAUCUGCUCCUGAUUGGCAAAACCGGGAAUGGCAAAAGUGCGACUGGAAAUUCCAUUGUAGGAAAACGAAAGUUUGCGAGCGAGUCCGGUACAUCUUCUGUGACGAAAGAGAUCGACGCCGAUAUCACAGAACACAAGGGUCGUCAGAUUAAAGUCGUGGAUGGUUUGGCAUUUUGUGACACAUGGCUGGAUAAUGAACGGUCAGUUGAGCAGUUGAAUGAUGCAGCAAAAUUGGCUUUGGCAGCCAAUCCUAAAGGCUAUCAUGCUUUUCUUCUCGUCCUGAAAUAUGGCAAUAGGUUUACUCGUGAAGAACAGGAGUCGGUUGUGUUGUUAAAGAAAAUGUUCGGAGAUGAUUUCGUUCAAAAAUUUUGUAUUUUAAUCUUGACAUGCGGAGAUGUUUUUCAUCAAGAUCAGGAGGAAACAGAUUCAGUAGGAUUGGACUUUUCAGAGUGGUGCCAAAAACAAGAUGGCGCCUUUAAGGAUUUGCUCGAGGAGUGCUGCCAUAGGGUGAUUUUGUUUGAUAAUAAAACCAAAGACAAGAAAAAGAAAAAAAGAACAAGUUGAUAAU